GCCGCGCCCGCCGGGUCCUCCACGCGCAGGGGCCGCUCUCUCCCGCCCGGGGCCUCCCUCUUUCCCAGAGCGGCCGCUCGUCAGCGCGGGGCCUCAGGGGUCGCCCGCUCCAACGGAAGCGGCUGUUGCUAGGAGACAGGGGACGCGACUUGCUGCAGGGUGGGAGGAGCAAGAGCAGCCAUGCCGAAGAAGGGGCGCAAGGCAGCCCCCCUGAGCGAGGAGGAGCAGUUGCUGCUGAUGCAGCAGAAGAUGCUGGCGGAGGAGGAGCUGAGCAAGAAGAAGGAGGACAUGCUCACCCAGUUCCUGAAGGACAAGCUGGCGAAGGAGGAGCAUAACAGCACCCUCAACUUGAAUAAGAUCAACCUGCAGUGGCGCACAGUGCUGCGGGAAGUCAAGGCCAGAGAACUACGCAAGGACAUUGAGAUCCUGAGCCAGACCUUUGAGCGGGUGGUGGACUGCAAGGACAGCGUCAUCCGGUCGCUGGCCAGGGACCUGUCUGAGGGAGAAGCGCAGUACACUCAUGCCCUGUGCAGCCACCUGCACAACAUCGACCAGUUGCUGCAGCUCCAGCGGUGCCGCCUGGGGUACCUGGAUGAGGAUUACAACACUGAGCUGGAGGCCCUGAAGAAGGAGUUUGAGACAGAAAGGAGGAUGAUCAUCGAGCACCAUGACAAGGAGAGCCGCUACCUGCAGGACGUGCUGCUGGCCCUGGAGCAGAACUUGAGUGAGAGCGAGUAUGAGGCCAAGCUGGACUUCCAGAGCACCAGGGAUGACGUCAAGAAUAAGAACCUGGAGGAGAAGCACUAUCUGCGUGUGCAGCUGGAGGGCACAGUGGAGGAGCUGUGGAAGCAGUUCCAGCAAGCGCUGAAGAACUACACCGAGGCAACAGAGGACCGGAAGAUUGCAUUUGAGGCCCUCAAGCUGAAGGAUGAGAAGAGCUCCAAGGAGAUUGAGAUGCAGAUGAAGAAGCUGCAGAAAAUUCAGGACUCCAUUGGCAUCCUGAAGGGCAAGAUCGUGGCACACAUGCGGGAGGCCGAGGAGCAGAACCGGCAUGUGCGUGAGGAGAAGGAGGUCGUGCUCAAGCAGCUGCAGAAGCUCAAGAGCCAGAUGAACCAGGCCAGGGCCAAGGCCAGGAGCAACCUGGCCAAGCUCACCCUGGAGAGCAGCACUGCCCUAAAGAAGCUAAGGGGCAUCAUAGAAAAGGCAGAGCUCACCCUGAGGCUGGCCGAGAUGUGUCGGAAGCUGGAGACCGAGGAGGAGAAGGUGCUGCCAUUCUACGCCUCCUCGCUGAGCAGGGAGGAGCAGGAGGAGGUGGAGCAAGUCUCCCUGGAGAAGCCUGGGGAGCAGCUGGCCUGGCUGAUGCAGGACUACCUGGGCCUGGAGCACUUCUGGCAAAGGUACAACAAGGUGAAGCUGGAGCAGCUGUCUCUGGAGCGGGAGAAGGCGGUGCUGCACCAGGAGAACCAGAAGCUGCGCCUGCUGCUCAAGCAGUACCUGGACGGGAUCUCGGUGAGCGAUGAGGUGUUCAGCCAGCUCAACCCACUGCUCAUCCUCAACCACAAGCCCCAGGCACCUGGGCCCACUGGCAAAGCCCACUGCAAACGGCCCCUUCACAAUGUCAUCGAGGCUGCCCACGAGGUGCCACACAUCCUGUGAGCCACCUACCUGCCCAGCCCGGGCCAUGCUGGGAACUGUGCUCUGUGAGCUGUGGCAGCUUGUGCCUGGUGCGCGCAGCUGGGAGAGUCGGGCGUGAGGAGCGGCGAGCGCUUGAAGCCCCAGCGGUGCCAUCCCACUUGCUGGGGAAACUCCAUGCCCAUAGGAAGCUGCCAUUAAAGGGUUGAGCUGAUCGCAGUGGUGACGCCUGACAGGGAAGUGUAGGGGAGCCGCGGGCCAUCCAGGCACAUGGCUCUACCCCAGCGUUGCCAAGGCAGGCUGGUAACCCUGGUGCAGCUCUGCAGCCUCCAGGCCAGGCCCUGCCCCAGGGAAGCAAAGCCCUGGGAUUGCCUGAUCCUGGGAACGGGCAGGCAGGUGGCCACUGUGAGCGAGAUGCCUUCGCUCUCCUGCCCUAUCUAAGCCCUGGGAGCUGGCUUGGCCCCGGCC
This is a messenger RNA of Dermochelys coriacea (leatherback sea turtle), 2100 nucleotides long. It is a transcript of the gene CCDC65, whose product is annotated as coiled-coil domain containing 65. Gene Ontology annotation, biological process: axonemal dynein complex assembly; regulation of cilium movement; cilium-dependent cell motility. Lineage: Eukaryota; Metazoa; Chordata; Testudines; Dermochelyidae. The coding region runs from base 181 to 1656 and encodes 491 amino acids. Gene Ontology annotation, cellular component: axonemal dynein complex; axoneme. The transcript has 9 exons. The record is from RefSeq and is a predicted model, not a curated record.